CAACCUUAACUUACAAAAUAAUGUCAACAAUCACCACGAAAAUCGAGAUUCGAGAUUUAAUUUAAUUUUCUUUUUAUAUUUAACUUCUUGUAUUUUAAUGAAGAUAUGUCUCGAGAUAAAAGUGUGUGGUUUGCUGAGGAAAUUCUUCUAGACGCCAAGCUAAUCAAUUUCCAAUUAGAGACCGGAGAAUGGGAUGCCGUGGAGGAAAUGUUGCGCGCUGAGGCGCAGCUAUCCCGAGAUGCCGAGACCGGGAGGUUGCGACCUAAAAAGGCAUCCGAAUAUACUUUACGUCUUAUAGCUGAAGUCCUACAUAUUAUGAGGUUGGAUGUCGAACAAGCCUCAUACAAUCGCAGUACUUUAGCUGUAGCAGAACAAUGCCUUCGUCUCGUACGUUCCUGUGCUGCAGCUGGUACCAAAAUGCAGACAUACAUAUCUAAGGAACUGUCUAUUCUUGACUCCAUGUUUAUUUUAGCAACAGAAUAUCAACAUCCAAGCGUAGACAUGAUAAAUGAGGAAUUACAAAAAAAAUACGAAUCAUGUAUGACCAUUCUGAUACAAAGCUUGGGAAAUCUAGUUGUAAACAAUCCAUUCAACCAAAUAAUGAUUUGGAACAAAUUUGACACUAUAAUCCUUAAUUCAUUAAUCGGACAGAAUGAGAAAAUUGCAUCAGGUGCUGCAAUGAUAAUCUACAAUAUAUUGUUGGGGCAACCAAAUGUUUUGCCUGACGACAUUGCAUUACUCAACUCCUUAGCAUACAUGUAUAUAAAUGGUAACUCAGAAUACCCACAUUUAAUAAUUGAAUAUUUGAUUGGUGUUGAAAAUACAUAUAUUGAAAAAUUGUAUUCAAAACUGGAUCCGGAGUGUCGUAUGCUGGUAUUAAACUUGGCGUACAAUAUUCUAAUGUCAACAGAGACACAGGAUAUUAAUGUGUCAGUAAACUUUGUCAAGUUCAUGGCUCAUGAGUUUAAGAGUAAAUCCGAUUGUAUAUUGAAGACUGUAGAUAAAUAUGUGAAUACUAUAGAGCCCCAGGAAGUGGUGUUUCUUUUGGAGAUCAUAGCUACAGCUUCUAGUAUGGAUGCUUAUAUGGACUGUUUGCAGAGCGAUACAUCUUUGUUUAUCAAUUGUGCUUUUCUUUUGCGAGCGAUUCACAAGCUAGGGAAGGAAAGCAACAACUUUUUCUCAUCCAUCAAUAAGCUGUAUGCAGCAACAGGCAAACAACUGGUCAAUGAUGAGGACAUGCCAGCUGUCAAUACACCACAUGAGAAUCCGCUUUGCAAAAACGAUUCUGCCGAUAACAUGCUGUCUUGUAAUGAAACAACUUCCGAAUGUACCGAAUCUGAAAGCAGCGAACAAUAUUUCGAAUGCAACGAUAACUCACCCUACAUAGACAAACUAGACAACUUUAACCCGCUAGAAAACAUACCUUUAAAAUUCGACAUGCACGAUAAGAGUGUGCGAAGCUCUUCAGAAGGGAAUUCAAACGUCAAAAUUGACAAUGAGUUAACCAAAGUUGCGUUUAAAAGAAGCAGUUCGGUUCCUAAAGGGGAUGACCGAAUACAAUUACCAACUAGAAGGAUCAGUCUAGAACAUAAAAUCGAUAUAGGGGACGAUAACGAACCUCCCUUGAUAAUCGAUGCUCAAUCACCAACGGCCAGUAUGAAUACGAUUGCCGAAGUCAUUCCUGUGGGUUUACAACCAAGAUUGGAGUUACAGGAUUCUAGUAGGACAGACUCCCAAGACAGCUCACCCGAUCCGCCCACGGAAAUUCAUUUACCCAAAGCUGAGCCUUCAAAAGAAGUGAAAACAUCUCCGAGCGAAAUUUCGCCACCUUUAGCUGAACUGCAACAGGAAACAGAGUCUCAAAAACAAUCUCCAGAUACUCCAAAGGAAGUUAAGAAAAGUCAAAACUUAUCAACAGAUUUUGAUUUGAGUGAACAGUUGCAAAAAAUUUUGGGAAUAUCUUCGGAAAAGACGCGGGUCGAAAGCAGUAAUGUUGAGAAGAAAGCUGAGCCGGUCAAAGAAGUUAAGAUAUUGGAAGAAAAUGUGACGAAUAAAGUACCCUUCGUGAAGAUUGAUUCUCCUGAAAGUCAAAAGUCCAGGCUAGGGGCAAUAGACAUGUCAACACCCAAAACAACAAUGACGAGUGUGGAGACAGUAGAGCGACAUGUAGCGUUUGGGUUUAAGGGUUCCCUUGUAAGGACUCUGGCUAACUUGUGUUGGAAGAAUCAGGAGAAUAAAAGACAGAUGCGGGAAUUGGAAGUUAUUCCGGUGUUAUUGGACUGCUGCAAUAUCGACGCCCGCAAUCCAUUGAUAAUGCAAUGGGUGAUCUUUGCUGUGAGGAACCUGUGUGAAAACUGUCCAGAAAAUCAGGAGGUAAUCUCAAGAAUGACCCUACAAGGGCCCAUAGACAACGAAGUAUUACAAGAGAUGGGCCUGACGCUUCACACCGAUACACAAGGAAACUCCAUAAGAGUGGUGCCAUUGCCGAGAAAUUAAAAUAAAAAAAUCUUCGCGGCCCCGGUAAAAAUAAAAGUUAUUUUGCUCAAAAGGCUAGAAACUAAUGGUGUAUAACCAGUUAUUGUUCGUUCUUUUUAAAUUAAACAUUAGACGUUGGUUUCAGCCUCGGACAUUCUUAAGCAAAAUAUAAUAUGAAAUGUACGUGAUAAUGCACA
Molecule: messenger RNA, 2672 nt
Organism: Pararge aegeria (speckled wood butterfly)
Lineage: Eukaryota; Metazoa; Arthropoda; Insecta; Lepidoptera; Nymphalidae
Product: ataxin-10
Exons: 8
Coding region: 106-2496 (796 amino acids)
Biological process (GO): neuron projection development
Cellular component (GO): cytosol
Source: RefSeq, a predicted model, not a curated record